CAGGUCUUGGCCCAGGGCCCUGUGGUCAAUUUGAGUGGGCACUGGCAGUGUAUUCGGCCGGGGGAGAUUGGCAGUCGAAUGGCUUUUUGAACCUCGACGCGGCUCGUUUUCCCGUCUUUACGUGGCAGCAUUUGCGAGGAAGCUGCGUCUCUUUACUAUAUCUGGCUCCUCCUCCGCAAGUCGGUGGCUGAGUGUUUUGUUCACAGACAUUUUUCACAUAGCCAGACAGUAGCGAAAAACAACAGCAAUCAUGUUUACUCUCUCGGAGUGUAUGGUAAUUUUAGCUAUGUUAUCCGCCACGGCGUCAGGUUACUUCGUAAGCAUCGACGCUCAUGCAGAAGAGUGUUUCUUUGAACGAGUCAACUCUGGUACCAAGAUGGGCCUCAUGUUUGAGGUGGCCGAAGGAGGUUUCCUAGACAUCGAUGUGGAGAUCACAGGUCCAGAUGGGAAGCAGAUUUACAAAGGAGACCGAGAAUCCAGUGGGAAGUACUCUGUGGCUGCCCAUAUGGAUGGCACGUACAAGUUUUGCUUCAGCAAUAAGAUGUCCACCAUGACACCCAAGAUCGUCAUGUUCACCAUUGACAUUGGAGAGGCCCCCAAGGGAGACGGCAUGGAGACAGAAGGUGGUGGAGACACCUGGGACGCCCACCAGAACAAGCUGGAAGAGAUGAUUAAUGAGCUAGCAGUUGCCAUGACAGCAGUAAAACACGAGCAGGAAUACAUGGAGGUCCGAGAGAGGAUACACAGAGCAAUUAAUGACAACACAAACAGCCGAGUGGUGCUUUGGUCCUUCUUUGAAGCUCUUGUGCUGGUAGCCAUGACCCUUGGACAGAUCUACUACCUGAAGAGAUUUUUCGAAGUGCGGAGAGUUGUGUAAAACAAGUCUUUUUUUUUAUAUAUAUUUUUUACUCAAAUGAUUUACUAUUCACUUGAGCCAUUAGCUGCACCAUACUUCAAAAUUGGAAAUCAAACAUCUGAAAAUA
Messenger RNA from Coregonus clupeaformis (lake whitefish), 983 nucleotides. RefSeq names its product transmembrane emp24 domain-containing protein 2. The transcript has 5 exons. The coding region runs from base 251 to 877 and encodes 208 amino acids. Gene Ontology annotation, cellular component: endoplasmic reticulum; Golgi apparatus; COPII-coated ER to Golgi transport vesicle. The record is from RefSeq and is a predicted model, not a curated record. Gene Ontology annotation, biological process: endoplasmic reticulum to Golgi vesicle-mediated transport; intracellular protein transport; Golgi organization. Lineage: Eukaryota; Metazoa; Chordata; Actinopteri; Salmoniformes; Salmonidae.